GAUAUUUGAAGGCACCCACCAAGAAUCACAGAGCCUCAACCUUAACACAGCCAUGAAAACCCCACCAAUACUCACUCCUAUAGUGCUCUUCCUCCUCUUCUCCCUAGCCAAAGGGGUGAGCCCCAAGUGUGAAGGGCAAGAGCAUGGCUCAACCCUUAAAGUGUUCCAUGUGUUGAGCCCAUGUUCCCCAUUUAGGCCAUCAAGGGCAAUGUCAUGGGAAGAGAGUGUCCUACAGCUAGAGGCCAAGGACCAGGGCAGGAUGCAGUACCUGUCCAGCUUGGUGGCUAGGAGAUCAAUUGUCCCAAUUGCCUCAGGCAGGCAAAUCACACAGAGCCCUACAUACAUUGUGAAGGCCAAGAUUGGUACCCCAGCUCAGACCCUUCUCUUGGCCAUGGACACUAGCAAUGAUGCUGCUUGGCUCCCUUGCACUGCUUGUGUUGGUUGCUCAACUUCCACACCCUUUGCACCUGCCAAGUCCACCACUUUUAGGACUGUUAGAUGUGCUUCUCCUCGGUGCAAACAGGUACCUAACCCCACUUGCGGUGGAAGCGCGUGUGCAUUCAACUUCACUUAUGGCACUUCCUCUGUGGCAGCUAACCUGGUCCAAGACACAGUGACCCUAGCCACUGACCCAGUUCCAGCCUACACCUUUGGCUGCAUUCAAAAGGCAACAGGGACCUCAGUACCACAACAAGGGCUCUUGGGCCUGGGCCGAGGCCCGUUGUCACUCUUGGCCCAAACCCAAAAGCUCUACCAAUCUACAUUCUCCUACUGCUUGCCCAGCUUCAAGACACUCAACUUCAGUGGCUCACUCAGACUUGGGCCUGUGGCCCAGCCCAAGAGGAUCAAGUUUACCCCUCUUCUCAAAAAUCCUAGAAGAUCAUCACUCUACUAUGUGAACUUGGUGGCUAUUAGAGUUGGUCGGAGAAUUGUUGAUAUUCCUCCUGAGGCUUUAGCUUUCAACCCAACCACCGGAGCAGGCACCAUUUUUGAUUCUGGCACGGUGUUCACCCGGCUGGUCGAACCGGCCUACACCGCCGUCCGAAACGAGUUCCGGCGACGAGUUGCCGUGGGCAAGAAACUCACCGUGACAAGGCUAGGAGGGUUUGACACAUGCUACACAGUCCCAAUAGUUGCACCAACAAUAACAUUUAUGUUCUCCGGCAUGAACGUGACACUGCCACCGGACAACAUCCUCAUACAUAGCACCGUCGGCAGCGUCACGUGCUUGGCCAUGGCGGCGGCGCCGGAUAACGUGAACUCCGUCUUGAACGUGAUCGCCAACAUGCAACAACAAAACCACCGUGUGCUCUACGACGUGCCCAACUCAAGGCUAGGCGUUGCUCGUGAGCUUUGCACCUAAUAAUAAUAAUAAGUGGUUCUAGGUCAAGAAUUUUCAUGAUCCCUUGUGGUACAUUAAUAAUCGUGUCAAAUUGGCAUGGCAAGUUAUUUGGGUGUGUUGGUAUUUGAUCUAUAUAUCAUGUUUUUGGCAUUGCUAAGAGUUUAUUGCUAACUAUAUAGGAGAAGAUAGUUCUACAUGUCUAAGGCAUUGCAUGUAAGUUUGCAUGUUUGAAGUUAUAUUUGUAGUAGUGUCAAAAUAGUUAUAUUUGUAGCUUUGUAAUUGCAUGUGUCACGGGGUCAUAUAUCUGUAGCAUUCCCUUGUAUCGUUUAUUAAAGUUCAUUGGAUUGAUAAAGACAUUACAUUAUGGGACAAAGUUCACGGGUAGCCUGUAGCAUUUUAGAAAUAUGAUCCAACUUUUUUAA
This is a messenger RNA of Cajanus cajan (pigeon pea), 1764 nucleotides long. Its product is annotated as aspartyl protease AED3. Lineage: Eukaryota; Viridiplantae; Streptophyta; Magnoliopsida; Fabales; Fabaceae. Gene Ontology annotation, molecular function: aspartic-type endopeptidase activity. The record is from RefSeq and is a predicted model, not a curated record. Gene Ontology annotation, biological process: proteolysis.